GCACAGAACUUUAUGUAUGUCAGAGGCAACUCAUUUUAUUUUGAAAUCCACGAACGGAAGUCCACCCAUCUGUCUAAAACGGUUGAGCGCUACAACUAGCAGUACUUGCUACCGUUUGAACUUCUUUCACAUCACUACCCCAGUAUUGAGGCAAACUACACAAAAUGCAGAAUCAGUGUGCUGCUCCAAACUGUACGAGUUUAAAAUCGGACUUGUAUUCACUCUUCAGGUUUCCGCUUGAUGCAGAAAGGUGUAAAAUGUGGGUGGAAAAAUGCCAGCGGGAAGACCUAGUAGACAAAUCACCAGAACAUCUCUUCAGAUACUAUCGACUUUGUGCAAAGCAUUUUGAAACUUCUGAUGAUAGUAGUGAGCCGGUUACAGUGAUAAAGGAUGAUGCCAUACCAACUAUAUUUGAUGAUCCCAACAAACUUCAAAAUGCGCAAGUAAAGCGCAGUAAAGAGAUGGAUGAAGAUACGAAGACCAGGGGAAGAAAAAAAAUCAAAAGCUCUCAAGCUGAAGUGGACAAGGAGGAGCCAAAAACAACUCCAGAGGAAGACACAUACAAAAACUAUCUCAGGUCUUUAUUCGAAGCGCUUGUGUUGUUAGGAGAGCAAAACAUUCCCGUCACCAGUUCCAAUACUACUGAACAAGACUCUGUUGGAUUAAACAACUUUGAGGCAUUGCUCGAGUAUCGCAUGAGUUGCGGAGAUGAGGGCAUGAAGAAGUACGACGCAAAUAGAGAGGGUUCGUCAUCACUACAGCUCAAACAGCUGAUUGAAGUGUGCGAGAAAUGCAUCCGGAGUAAGGUGAUGGAGGACGUGAAAGAAAAUGGCUUCUUCUCACUUAUUACUGAUGAUCUGGUGAAGAUUUCGGAUGAGUGGUACCUCCCUGUCUUCCUGCGCUAUGUGGAUGACUCCAACUACCAGCGCGAGAGGUUUGUGGGUUUUUUGUCUUUCGAUGGCGACGCAGACGUUUUGGCAGAGAAACUGCUAUCUGAAAUGAUCAAUGAAUGGGGUUUGAACAUGGAGAAGUGUCGAGGCCAAGCGCACUCAUGCUCUGGAACACAUUUUGCUAAAAUUAAAGCAUUUGCCGCCAAAGUCACUGAAAAGUAUCCAUUGGCCAUGCUCACAGUUCGGCCGACUCAAGCCUUGAACAUAACGCUCGCCAACGGGAUGGCUUUGUCAGGAGUUCAGCUUGUCAUGUGUACUCUGAAGAAAAUUGAGUCUUUCUUCAACCAAUCACCUUUACUGCGUCUGGAGUUGGAGCACGCCAUUUCUGUUAUUUACCCGGACAAAGAAGAGAAGGUCAAAGAGCUGAAAGAGACUUGUUGUACCGGUUGGACCAGAAGACACGAUGCUUUUGAGGUGACGCUGGACCUUCUUGAGGCUUUGUUGCUUUGCGUGGACAGCGUGCAUGACAAUGAGGACUUGCGAUGGAGCGACCAGAUCACAUAUAAUGCUUUGGAGAUCUCAAAAGCUCUGGCUGACUUUGAGUUCAUCAUGGCCUUGGUUGUGCUGAAAAACACCAUGAUACUUUUAAGGGCAUUUGGAAAAAACAUCGAAGGGGAAGCAACAGAUGUCUAUUUUGCUGCUGGCAGCGUCAAAGCCGUGUUGCACUCUCUGAAGGAAGUAUCCGACAAUAUUGACGUAUACCAUGAGUUCUGGACUGAAGAGGCGGUUAACCUCUCCGCCACGAUGGAGAUUCCAGUCGAACUUCCUCGGUCGCUCUUGAGGAAGCAUCCGUCAGAGUUGGGAAGCCUUCAGCCAGAGAAUUACUACAAAGAGCACCUUUCUCUUCCCGUGGUGAACCAUACGCUCAAAGAAGUCACUGAACUCUUCAGUGAUGACCACCUAAAAGCACUCAGAUGUUUGUCGCUGGUCCCUUUUGUAGUUGAACUAAACAAGGCUGGGCAGCCUGAAGAAGAAAACAUGUUGGUGUUUAAAAACGACAUUCCUAACCCCGGUUCCCUCACCGCUGAGCUGCAUUGUUGGUGGGUUAAAUGGAAUAAAAAAGGUAAAGGAGAAGUGUUGCUAAGCAGUCUGCAGGAAACGCUGCAGCAGGCUGACGUGAAGUUCUUCCCAAACAUGCUAGCUGUCCUGAGACUACUGGGCGUCUUGCCUACUUUGGCUCUUGAUAUCAGUUGUGACGUGGCGUACAAGCGCUUCAAGAUGUACAUGCAAAACACCCCUGAUGCAGCUAAAUCAAAGAGCCUGGCUCUUCUGAACAUAAACAAUGACGUGGGAUAUGAUUUGGAUUCAAUGGUAGAAGUCUAUAUGAAGACAUACCCCGGCGGCGAUGAUGCUUUGUAGUUUUGUUUUUUUUAAACAUUUUUUAACCGACUAGUUUUGAGGGAAUGGUGCUCAAUGAAAUUAUUUCCCUAUGUUCUAGUCCUCCAAGCGCUAAGACUGAUUUUAACAUGUUAAGGUUUUUUCCCCCUCUCUUGUCUCUAGCUCUCUCUUUGAGAUGAAAUGUCAAUGACUCAUUAAAAUUAACAUUGAAUACAAAAGUCUAAAAAUGAUACAUUUGCCAAGUGCUUUAAAUUAUCCAGUUAGGAAGACAAUUGUGACAGAAGCAUCUUGUAAAUGCCAUUCAAGUUUACAAUUAUUCAAAAUUACUACUGUGACAAUCUCAUUCGUUAUCCACAUUCCAUAAUUGUUUACAUUUUUUUGUGUUGUGACAACUAUACAUUCUAAAAUAAAAUGUUUUCAAACGUU
Hippocampus comes (tiger tail seahorse) is the source of this 2714-nucleotide messenger RNA. RefSeq names its product THAP domain containing 12a (gene thap12a). The coding region runs from base 165 to 2309 and encodes 714 amino acids. The transcript is spliced from 5 exons. NCBI's taxonomy places the organism in Eukaryota, Metazoa, Chordata, Actinopteri, Syngnathiformes, Syngnathidae. The record is from RefSeq and is a predicted model, not a curated record.